Molecule: messenger RNA, 5052 nt
Organism: Chelonia mydas (Green sea turtle)
Lineage: Eukaryota; Metazoa; Chordata; Testudines; Cheloniidae
Exons: 6
Coding region: 3418-4899 (493 amino acids)
Source: RefSeq, a predicted model, not a curated record
AUUCUUUUACUUUUUCUUCUAUUAAAAUUCUUUGUUCUUAAGAUCCAAGGGUUUGGGUCUGUGUUCACCUAUGCAAAUUGGUGAGGAUUUUUAUCAAGCCUUCCCCAGGAAAGGGGGUGUAAGGUUUGGGGAGGAUUUUGGGGGGGGAAGACGUUUCCAAGAGGGCUCUUUCCUGGUUAUGUAUCUGUUAGACGCUUUUUGGUGGCAGCAAUAAAGUCCAGGGGCAAAAGGUAAAAUAGUUUGUACCUUGGGGAAGUUUGAACCUAAGCUGGUAAAAAUAAGCUUAGGGGUUUUCAUGCAGGUCCCCACAUCUGUACCGUAGAGUUCAGAGUGGGGAAGGAACCUUGACAUGGUCUGUGGAGGGGAUAUUGCUGGGUCUCCAGUCUAGGGCUUGUCUAGGAGUACAGGGUUUGGGGUUUUUUUUGACGUCUGUGCAACAUGCCCAAACAACUUCAGUCUUCUUUUUCCAAUCAUUAUCUCUUCAGCUUGUUUGUUGGACAGUCCUUCGUAACACAUCAGGGUUGGUUACUUUGUCCCCACGGCGGACACCAGGUAUUCUCAGCCAGCAUCUCUGAUGGAAUGUGUUACGUUUCCUGUCGUGGGCUUCUAGCACUUGCCAAGUUUCAGAAGCAUGUAACAAUGUCAGUAUCACAUGGCAUUGUAUAAUUUUUAUCUUAGUUCUGAUGUGAAUCUCUUUAUUUAUUCAGAUAGUCUCAAAAAACGCCGCUUACCUUCCCAGUUCUUGUUUUGACUUCUUUAUGGAGUUGGCCAUCAGCACUGAUUGUGCUUCCAAGAUGUACAACUUCAUUAACCAUGCCAUAUUCUUCACCAUCAAUCAGAUACGCAACAUUAUUGCUGACUCCUCUUUCAACAAUCAUGACUUUUGUCUUCUUUUGGCUGUUUCUUAAUCUUCUUUGACGGCACUCCAUUUGACAUUGUAGUGGUCUUUUUCAUGGCAUCGUCAUCUGUGUCCAACAGAACAAUGUCAUCUGCAAAGUUGAUCUCUUGAAGUUUUUCUCUACUUCACAUAACUACUGUAUCUUCCUUUGAUGUUGCUUUUUGCAUCACGUAAUCUAUGCAGAAAAGGAAAAGUGGUAAGAUACAACCCUGCCACACUCCAGUGAUGAUCGCAAACCAAUCUGUCUCUCCACUUUCUGUCCUUACACAGCAUUUUGAACCUUCAUACAGCAUCUUGGCCUGUGACACUAUCUUUCUAGGAAGACCAUAUUGUUGCAAGAUCUGCAAUGGAGACCCUAUGGAUGCAGAUGAAAGAUUUGAUGAAAUCUGUGAAGUUCAAGAUUCAUCUUCUCUGGUAAGCAAGCCCUUUCUCAAUCAAUUGUCUCAGGGUAAAGAUGUGAUCUACACAUGAUGGUUUUGUGUUCAUCCAGUACAGUUUUUCAUUGAUGAUUACUUCGGUUCUGUUCAGUAGUACGCUACAGAACACUUCUGUAGUACUGAAAGUAGUGCCAUACUUCUGCUGAGUAGGGACCUAGCUGAUGGUCUCAGCUUUAACAAAACUGUUUUUGGGGAGCGGUGGAGGGUUUGAGGAGACAAGUAGGAAAACAAGAUCCUAAAAGGCUCAGAAACCCAAAAGUGAAUAAAGAGAACCCAAUGUUUUCUCCCUCCAAAUCUCAUGAUUUUAAGCCAUGUUUGUGAUUGGCAACACUGGGUAUCUCUCCUGGAGCAGGUAAGAGUCUAUAAGUAGAGUACCGACAUAGGAAACAGAAAUAAUAGGGAGCUCUUCAAUCUAGCAGGUAAAGGUAUAAAAUCCAAUGGCUGGAAUUUUAAGCUGGACAGGUUUAGACUCGAAAGAAGAAUGAAUUUGUUUGUAGUGUGGGGACUUAACGGCUGCAACAACCUACCAGGGGGUCAGGUGGAUUCUCCUUCACUGGCAAGUUGUAAAUCAAGAUGGGACGUUUUUCUGAAAAAUCUGUGUGAUGCUGGCAGACCAGGUGCCAGCUCAUGCCAAGGUCCCAAGGUCUCAACCGAACACUGACAAAUACAUAGCUGGAAACCAGUCUGGCUCACCUGUGUGUCAGCAGUCUGUUAAGUUUCUAAGAAUGUAUUUAGGGUUCAGAUUUUAUGAAACGCUUGUAGGAUGCUGCAUGCAUUAAUCUCACUUAUACCAUCUGUACCCCAUGUUCUAAGGUGGCAGGAAGUGUUUGUAUUGUAAUCCUCUGUAAUUGUAUAAAUCGUCAAACAGGAAAGAAGCAUUAAUUAAUGUACAAUGCCAGCUUCCUACAGAAGGUGUUAGGGCCUGCCCACCAAGAAGGCUCAUUGAAUGCACCAUUGUGAAACCUCAAAGAACAAAGACUUUGUUAAUUGCAUUCCACCCCACCCAGUGAAGAGAAGACCUGUACAUGAACUCAUCCCAUCAGCCUGAACUCUGGGAGGAAGGGAAUAAAAAUCCCUGACAGGAAGAAACUGUGUCCUUUUGCUGCCUGGUCUCUGAGGGGCCAGGGUCACUAAGCAUAAGCAAAAGAUUCCCCAGUGCGUGGCAAGGGCUAGCCCUAAGGGAUGUAUAGAGCUUGCUCAUUAUAGAAGCUUCUGUCAUCGUUUGGAACCUAAGGCUGUAACUCGUUUGUGUGUGUGUUACCUGCUUUAACCUUGUAAAUAACUUCUCAUUUCUUUUUCUUAGUAAAUCUUUAGAUAAUUUAUUAUAGGAUUUGUUACAAGCGGGUUGUCUUUGGUAUAAGAUUUAGGGUGCAAUUGAUCUGGGGUAAGUGAUCGGUCUUUUGGGCUCGGGAGGAACCUGAAUAUUGUUGUGAUUUUUGGUGUAAGGGACCAUCUAUCACAAAGGCAGGCAUGUGUAGGUGCAAGAUAGAUCAGAGUAUCCAAAGGGACUGUCUGUCGCUCUAUAUUAAGGCUGGUAUAGUGCCAGAGGAGUUUACACUUGAUAACUAGUUGGCAAAAUCUAAAUAUAGAAUUCACAACCAAUUUUUGGUUUGUACCCUGCUUCUUAGCAGUCUGCCCUGAGGUUGGGGCUCACGCUUUUGAGCCUCUCCAGACAGCCUGCCAAUAUGAACUAGGGUUAGGUUCAAACAAGAAUGAAUUCAGGGCAGUCCACUGGCCUGUGUUAUACAGGACUUUUCAGCAGAUGAUCACAGCGGUCCCUUCGGGUCUUAGAAUCUGUGAAUCUGUGAGUCCGAAAGAAGUGGAAUUUGUCUCCUAAUGACUCAUGUUUUUACUAUUGUAUUAUUGUGGUGGCGUCAUUUCCGGUAAGUCAGAGGCCGAAGGUCUCUCUGGCAGAAAUAACCGGCUGAUUCCGCCUGCAAACAACACUCCCUUUCCCCAUGCAGCUCAGCUAUGAGCAGGAGAGGGGGUGCCUUUACAGGAAAUGCAGAGCUGAACCACUAGAGUUUGCCGAGGGACAGAGGAGGGCUCAGCCCUGCCAGGAGCCAUCUGUGCCUCGCAGGGAUGGCGGGCAAGUACCAGAGUGAGGCAGGAGUGCCAAGGGAAAUGGAAGAGGAACAGGCUGAGUUUCCUUCACUUGUCCAGGAGUUACUGAAAUGCUUCUUGGGGAACCAUGUGUAUCCCGAGCAAAAGGAACACCAGAGAAGGAAGCAGGAGUGCCAGCUGGUGCAAGCUCUGGUCAGCAGGAUCAUGGCUUCAGUGCGUAAGUGCAACGUGGAGCUGUUCACGGGGGAAGCCAUCCUGGUGGGCAGCCAAGCCCAGGACCUCCACGUCCAGACAGAGUCCAGCAGCAGCGACUAUGACUUCCUGGUCCCCAUCCAUUACAACAUGAACCUGAUCCUUAUGGGCAGCCUGUACAGCAAGCUGUACACCCCAAAAGGUCUUCUGCCUGUCUGGGACCGCUUGAAGCCCGAGGUGCCGGUGUACCGCUGGGGGAACAAGGUGGUGGUGGAUUAUAACAAGCUGAUAAUGAGAGAUCUCUUGGAGAGGAAGACUGUAGACAUGGACCUCACAGAGGAAGACAUAAAAACAAUAAAUAAGCAGCAGUUACAGAUUUGGAAGAAUGGCAUUGAUCCAUUUCGUGUAAUGAAAACAUUGUGGGACUGUGUCCAGGAAGCUCUGACUAAAGAGAGAAGCCUGGCUACCGGAAUUAGAAACAUUAAACUGGAGAACACUGUGAGUAUUAUACCAGUUCGUCCAGCCGUGCAGCUCAGUGCAGAGGUGAAUGGCCGACCUGUGUCUAUAGACCUGGUGCCCACCAUCCGGAAUAAAGUGGACAUGUCCAUGGAUUGGCCAAGGCAGGAUCUCAGGUGGCUUUCCGACUGGUGGGACCGGGAGCAGGACGCUGAGCAGAGAAAACCCACCUGGAAUAUCAUGGAAAUUUACAAAACUGGGACCGAUCUGGUGGCCAAGAAUUCAUACUGGAGGCUGACCUUCUCCCUGGCUGAGACCCAGCUCCUCAAGGACAUUGACGCCGAUGGUGGGUGCAGGCAGAAGGCGUUGCGGGUGCUGAAGCAAAUCAAUAUGGAGAAGUGGGUACCACGCUACGGUAAAGUCCUGACCUCCUACCACCUGAAGAUGGUUCUUUUUUGGGCUUCCCACCUCAACCCAGAGACAGAGAACUGGGCCAUGGAGCUGGAUGCUCUGGGGACCCUGCUGAAGGUGCUGGAGUUCAGCCUGGAGAAGAAACAGCUGCCCAGCUAUUUCCUGCCUUCAAUGAAUUUCUUCGACUGGCACCGGACUGAGGAAGAGAAUUCCCUGAAAAACCGGGUGCUGGAGGUGCUCAGACUGGAGGUGAGGCUGAUGAGAUGCAGCCCAGAACAGUACCUCCGGCUGAGCUAUGACCUGGCCAAGCCCCAAGGCCCGGGACCCUUCAUCCAACGGGUGCGGGAGCUUGACGAGUUUAGAAGGAAGCAUGAGAAAGACUUUGAAGAGUUCAAAAACCUGAAGAUAUCUUGUGACAGAAGCCUCUUCAGGGAGUUGUGAGCAACCUCUGCUCGCAACGUAGAUAUCUGGGCUUCUGUCUGAACUGACAUACCCCAAUGGAUCUGCAAUUGCUCUGGAUUUACACUGGGGGAACGGAUACUUUACUUCAAAACCUUGAGAUAUGGAACAAUAAAUAGUGUCGGGUUCUUUUCA